Molecule: messenger RNA, 3749 nt
Organism: Haliotis rufescens (red abalone)
Lineage: Eukaryota; Metazoa; Mollusca; Gastropoda; Lepetellida; Haliotidae
Exons: 9
Coding region: 1-3405 (1134 amino acids)
Cellular component (GO): mitochondrion
Molecular function (GO): NAD(P)HX epimerase activity
Source: RefSeq, a predicted model, not a curated record
AUGCGAUCAGUAAAUAAAGACGAGGAAGGAUAUUUGUGUAUGCAGGCAGAGAAGGUAAUUACAUCUCUACAUGUUUCUAGUUGUCGCAGUGUGCAUAGAUCCGGAAACCUGACCAGAAGCAACAGGUUGGACCGCCGCUUAUAUAUUUUCAAAAGCAGAGUUAUUGACCUUUGGAACAAAAAGAUCGCCAAGUACGCAUGCCAGGAUGAGGCCCAGAAGAUCGACCAGGAGCUGUUUGAGGACUACUCCUUCAGCGUGGAACAGCUGAUGGAGCUGGCUGGGUACAGCUGCGCUGUCGCCAUCGCCAGGUGUUUCCCAAUAGACAACAUGUCCAAGGACAGCGGUGCAGUGCUGGUGUGUUGUGUAUAUCUACAGAGUGUCUUGUUGUAUAUAUCUACAAAGUGUGUCUUGUUGCAGUGUAUCUACAGAGUGUGUCUUGUUGUAUAUAUCUACAAAGUGUGUCUUGUUGUAUAUAUCUACAGAGUGUGUCUUGUUGUAUAUAUCUACAGAGUGUCUUGUUGUAUAUAUCUACAGAGUGUCUUGUUGCAGUGUUUCCCAAUAGACAACAUGUCCAAGGACAGCGGUGCAGUGCUGGUGUGUUGUGUAUAUCUACAGAGUGUCUUGUUGUAUAUAUCUACAGAGUGUGUCUUGUUGCAGUGUAUCUACAGAGUGUGUCUUGUUGGAGUGUAUCUACAGAGUGUGUCUUGUUGGAGUGUAUCUACAGAGUGUGUCUUGUUGCAGUGUUUCCCAAUAGACAACAUGUCCAAGGACAACGGUGCAGUGAUGGUGUGUUGUAUAUAUAUCUACAGAGUGUCUUGUUGCAAUGUUUCUACAGAGUGUGUCUUGUUGCAGUGUUUCCCAAUAGACAACAUGUCCAAGGACAACGGUGCAGUGUUGGUGUAUUGUAUAUAUAUCUACAGAGUGUGUCUUGUUGCAGUGUAUCUACAGAGUGUCUUGUUGCAGUGUUUCUACAGAGCGUGUCUUGUUGCAGUGUACCUACAGAGUGUGUCUUGUUGCAGUGUAUCUACAGAGUGUGUUUUGUUGCAGUGUUUCCCAAUAGACAACAUGUCCAAGGACAACGGUGCAGUGCUGUGUUUCCCAAUAGACAACAUGUCCAAGGACAACGGUGCAGUGCUGUGUUUCCCAAUAGACAACAUGUCCAAGGACACCUGUGCAGUGCUGUGUUUCCCAAUAGACAACAUGUCCAAGGACAACGGUGCAGUGCUGACAACAUGUCCAAGGACAACGGUGCAGUGCUGGUGGGUUGUAUAUAUCUACAGAGUGUGUCUUGUUGUAGUGUUUCCCAAUAGACAACAUGUCCAAGGACAACGGUGCAGUGCUGGUGUGUUGUAUAUAUCUACAGAGUGUGUCUUGUUGCAGUGUUUCCCAAUAGACAACAUGUCCAAGGACAACGGUGCAGUGCUGGUGUGUUGUGGGCCGGUGGGGAAUGGUGGGGACGGCCUUGUCUGUGCCAGACAUCUCAAACUAUUUGGCUUCAAGCCUUCCAUCUUCUACCCGAAGCAGCCCAACAAGCCCCUGUUUGAGAGCCUGCGCCGCCAGUGGCCCACUCUAUCUACUUUAGCUAUAACACUCAAUAUCCCCCUCUCACCAACUCCAUCCUCUGACUUGCAGGGCUUCAAGCCUUCCAUCUUCUACCCGAAGCAGCCCAACAAGCCCCUGUUUGAGAGCCUGCGCCGCCAGUGGCCCACUCUAUCUACUUUAGCUAUAACACUCAAUAUCCCCCUCUCACCAACUCCAUACACUGACUUGCAGGGCUUCAAGCCUUCCAUCUUCUACCCGAAGCAGCCCAACAAGCCCCUGUUUGAGAGCCUGCGCCGCCAGUGGCCCACUCUAUCUACUUUAGCUAUAACACUCAAUAUCCCCCUCUCACCAACUCCAUCCUCUGACUUGCAGGGCUUCAAGCCUUCCAUCUUCUACCCGAAGCAGCCCAACAAGCCCCUGUUUGAGAGCCUGCGCCGCCAGUGGCCCACUCUAUCUACUUUAGCUAUAACACUCAAUAUCCCCCUCUCACCAACUCCAUCCUCUGACUUGCAGGGCUUCAAGCCUUCCAUCUUCUACCCGAAGCAGCCCAACAAGCCCCUGUUUGAGAGCCUGCGCCGCCAGUGGCCCACUCUAUCUACUUUAGCUAUAACAGUCAAUAUCCCCCUCUCACCAACUCCAUACACUGACUUGCAGGGCUUCAAGCCUUCCAUCUUCUACCCGAAGCAGCCCAACAAGCCCCUGUUUGAGAGCCUGCGCCGCCAGUGGCCCACUCUAUCUACUUUAGCUAUAACACUCAAUAUCCCCCUCUCACCAACUCCAUACUCUGACUUGCAGGGCUUCAAGCCUUCCAUCUUCUACCCGAAGCAACCCAACAAGCCCCUGUUUGAGAGCCUGCGCCGCCAGUGGCCCACUCUAUCUACUUUAGCUAUAACACUCAAUAUCCCCCUCUCACCAACUCCAUACUCUGACUUGCAGGGCUUCAAGCCUUCCAUCUUCUACCCGAAGCAGCCCAACAAGCCCCUGUUUGAGAGCCUGCGCCGCCAGUGGCCCACUCUAUCUACUUUAGCUAUAACACUCAAUAUCCCCCUCUCACCAACUCCAUACUCUGACUUGCAGGGCUUCAAGCCUUCCAUCUUCUACCCGAAGCAACCCAACAAGCCCCUGUUUGAGAGCCUGCGCCGCCAGUGGCCCACUCUAUCUACUUUAGCUAUAACACUCAAUAUCCCCCUCUCACCAACUCCAUACUCUGACUUGCAGGGCUUCAAGCCUUCCAUCUUCUACCCGAAGCAGCCCAACAAGACCCUGUUUGAGAGCCUGCGCCGCCAGUGGCCCACUCUAUCUACUUUAGCUAUAACACUCAAUAUCCCCCUCUCACCAACUCCAUACUCUGACUUGCAGGGCUUCAAGCCUUCCAUCUUCUACCCGAAGCAGCCCAACAAGCCCCUGUUUGAGAGCCUGCGUCGCCAGUGUGAGGGGAUGGACAUGCCCUUCUUGUCCUUCUUCCCCUCCGACCCCCAGCUCAUCAAAGACUCCUAUAACCUCAUCGUAGAUGCGCUGUUCGGAUUCAGCUUCAAGGGACCUGCCCGCCCCGAGUUUGCCUCCAUCUUGGAGAAGCUGAAGAAGAUACAAGACGAUGUCCACAUCUGCAGCAUUGAUGUCCCUUCCGGAUGGGAUGUAGAAAGCGGCGACCCCGACGGCAUCCACCCAGAGCUGCUCAUCUCGCUGACGGCACCCAAACUGUGUGCCCGCCACUUCAGGGGCAAACACCACUAUCUGGGCGGCCGCUUCGUGCCGAAGACGCUGGAACAACGCUACAGUCUCAAUCUUCCUGCCUACCCAGGCACAGAGUGUGUGAUAGAACUGAAAACACAGACAACGGAACCUGCAGAAAGUUCCAAGUGAUUCUCUCCGCUGCCAUCAAUUGACCUCCUGCUGUUUGUUGAUAGCUUGAAAUGUGUAUAUCAUCUGUCCUUUCCAAACAAUGUAUAGAGAAAAGGUUUGGUGUAGAAUUGUUGUGCAUCAGUUGAAAUUAUUUUAAUGGUUGGUUUAGUUGGGUUAAUUCUGCUUUCAGCUUUAGUUAUAUCAUGCUUGUUAGUUUAGAGGUAGUCAUCAAGCCAUACUAAAAGACUUGAAGAAUUAAAGUCACAUGUGACCUGAAUGUCACAAUGGAAUUCUGUUUUUGCUCAACAGCACAACAUCUUGAUUAAACCCAUCUCUCAAAAUAACAAUUAAAUUUAGUAAACAUU